This is a messenger RNA of Nezara viridula (southern green stink bug), 3711 nucleotides long. The record is from the annotation of a GenBank genome assembly. Lineage: Eukaryota; Metazoa; Arthropoda; Insecta; Hemiptera; Pentatomidae.
CACUUUGUAGUUGUUUUGUUUUUUCUGUCCAGUUUUGCAAUUAAAAGGUUUUUCAAAUAAAUCACAUUUUUAAUUGUAGUAACCAAUGGCAAAAUCAGACUUUUAUUUAUUUAUUGAUAUUAGAGGUUAUUUUUAUUUGGAUUAGAAGCAAUUUAAAACACAAAACUUAACUUUUUUCUUAAGCAAAAGUUCGUUAAAAGUAAUGUUAUAGCGUUUAUAAUAAAUAAUUCAGUCUCAUCGGUGAUGGCCGAAUGCAGAGAAGAAGAACCUCCACCACCUCCUGAACCGGAAGAAAAAUGUUUUCACGAAUAUGUAGAGCACUUGAAACGCCUUCAAGGUGGUGAUUAUAAAAAACCUGCCCUUGGAGAUUGCAGAUACAACUUAAAAUAUCCAUCCGGAGGUGAAUUAGCAGCUUUCCUCGACAUCGGCAAGCGGAAAGAAGGAAUGAACUGCAAUUUAAAGAAAUGAAAAAUUGUAUUGACUCCUUGAUUAGAGAAAAUGAGAAUUUGAGAAAAGAAAAUGUCACGAAAACCAACAUUACAGUUUCAUUUAAAAAGAAACUUGCCGAAAAGGAGAAAGUGGUCAUGUCAUUGACAGCGGAAAUAGACGAACUUAACUGCCAAUUAUUGAAAAAUAAAGAUGUUCAAAAUUUGUCUGCGCAGUUUGAAUGCGAGAAGAAUCGGCUAAUACAAGAAAAUGAAAGAAUCAUUUGUCAAUUGAAGAACUUGAAAUGGAAAUUUGUUGAAUUGAAGGAGGAACACAGCAAAUGCUCAAAUGACGAGGUUUCGGAUUCUAAAGACAAUAAAAUUCAUUGCUUGACUGAAUUGGUAAAAGAAAAGGAUAAUCAACUAUGUAAAAUAGCAUGCGAACUUCAAGACUUGAAAGAUAAAAAUUGUGAAUUUGGAGCAAAAGUAAAUAACUUAGAAGACCAAUUGCUAGCCCAAAGUGAGGAAUUCGCCGACAAAAGUUGUACUUACGAGAAAGCAAUCGAAGAUUUAGAAUCUCAAAUUUCAUUUUUAGAACAGAGUUUGACGAGCACCAUGCUCAAGUUAAAGUACAAGACUUUUAUUACAAAAUUAAAAGACAGUCAUCGUAAAUGUGUCGAAAAUUCACCAACGUAUAUAAAGAAAGAUUGCAGCAGGAAUAACACAAUUUAUGACGAAAUCGUAAACCAACCAAUGGAUUUAGAAGAGACUUACAUAGCUGAUCAGCUAUCUGAGCAAGAUAGGGUAUUGCAAGAACUGAUUGCGAAAAUAGAGCUGCGUGAUAGAAAUUUCCAACAGCUGAAAUGCCUCCAAAAUUCUCAAUGCAUCAUAUCGGAAAAGGAAUAUAAUCAACUUGUGAAGCUGAUAGAGGAACAAGCCAAUGAGAUCGAUCUGCUGACGUGUCAGCUCCAAAAGAUGAACGGGGAAGGUUCCGAAUCUUCGGAACUUUUGCAAGAGGUCGCAGAAUUACAAAAUGCAGUUUGUGAAUCAGGUGGCGAAGCUAAAGGCACAGAAUCACUGUCGAGGAGAAUAAAAAGAAUCAAGUGCAAAAUAAAAUCUCGUGUCCAACGAGAAGAGGCGAGAAGAAAAGAGCUGUCCAGACAGCUGGGGAUUUACCGAUGUCAGUUUGUGACUCUGCAGAAAGAAAUUGAAGAGCUGAGGCAUACCAACCCUACCACUGCCAAAGAUGAUAUCAAAAUAAGAGUAGAAAAAGAGAAGGCCUUGAGCCAAGUAAUAUGCCACGUCAAUAAACAAAGAAGAGAACUCCAUACGAAGAUUAAUGCACUGGAAAAGGCUUUGGUGAACAUUGAAAAAGUGAACGAAUUUCUUGUGCAGAUGUAAUAAGAUUUCGAAGCACUUCCUCAUCAAUAAAAGAUGAAACUGAUUUUAUUCUUAAUUAUUGAAAUUAGCAGCUUAUUAAGUCAUAUUAAGACUUGGGAAAAAAUUGAAAGAUAAAAUCGCAGUAAUUUAAAACUAUUUCUCUAAAACAUUGUAUUUUACAAACAUUUCCAAAUUAAUGUAUUAGUUGACUAUUCAAUUUAGAUGAUUAAGGAAAAUAUCUUCGGAUAUUAAGAAAUUUCGCGAAAACUACUAAUAGAUUUUCGGAAAUAUUUGAACAAGAGAAGACGCCAUUUAUCAACCGUAUCAAAUCCACCGUUGAAGUCACUGAAGAAGACCCAAUUCGAAACUUCGUUUUUAUUGAAUAAUUAUAGGUUCGAAAUAAUAUUUAGUCCACGACUGUGAUAAUUUUUAUGUCUAUCAUUGAAAAUAACUCUUAUUAAUCAAUUGGUCACCUUGAAAGUUCAAACCCUUAUCUUUCAGAUAAGGCAAUUGAGUUGAAGGUGAAGGUUAGUCACAUAGUAGAAGUUCCGUUGUUGUUUACUGGACUCAAUCAAAUUCUUAUCAUAAAACUUAUUAUUUCGAAAUUUAUCAUGGGUGGUACACCAUCAAGGGUUUUACCAACUAAAAGGCUGGAUGGUAAAACGGCCAUCAUUACAGGUUCCAAUACUGGAAUUGGAAAAAUAACAGCAAAGGAAUUAUACAAAUUAGGUGCAAAAGUAAUUAUGGCAUGUCGAGAUGUAUCACGAGCUAAUGAAGCAAUGGGAAGCAUCAAAGAUGAAGUAAAGGAUGUGAAAGAUGUUGGAGAGCUUAUGGUUAAAGAACUCAAUUUAUCAUCUUUUGCAUCCAUCAGAAAAUGUGCUGAAGAUAUUAAUAACAAUGAAAAUGCUAUCCAUCUCUUAGUUAACAAUGCUGGUGUCAUGAUGUGCCCUAAAAGUAAAACUGAGGAUGGAUUUGAAACUCACUUUGGUGUGAAUCACUUGGGACACUUUCUUUUCACAUGUUUAUUACUGCCAAAACUUAUCAAAUCUGCACCUUCUAAAAUAAUUAAUGUAUCAUCUACAGCUCAUGAAAGAGGAAGAAUGGAUUGGGAAGAUUUAAACUUUGAAAAGAAGCCUUAUAAUGCAUUAGGAGCAUAUAACCAAAGCAAACUCGCAAAUGUUUUAUUUACUAGAGAACUUGCUAAUAAACUUGAAGGAACUGGGGUAACAACUUUUUCUCUCCACCCUGGAAUUGUCAAAACAGAACUCGGUCGAUAUAUGGAUGAUACAUAUUUCCGUGGUGCUAGACUGGUAGCUAGAGCACUUUUCUCACCAUUUAUGAUAUCCCCUGAAGAAGGAGCUAAAACAACAUUGUAUUGUCUUCUGGCUGAUAAUGAAAAUGAAUCCGGGUCAUAUUACAGCAAUUGCAAACUCAAGGAACCUUCACCUUUGGCUAAAAAUGAUGAAGAUGCCAAAAAGUUGUGGUCCGAAAGUAUGAAACUUACCAAUAUAGAUUUUGACCCUUUUAAACUUGAAUAAUGGAGCCCCACGGUACAUAUUUUUUUUUUUUUAAUAUCAAGAAUAUAACAAAUUUGAAAUAUUAAUUCCAAGUAAUAAUCAUCCAAUGUUUCUUUCAAAACAUGUUUGUUUAAGGGUUUCUUUCCUCUCAUGAUGGCUGUGACGAAGUAAUUAUAAUAUCCAUCUUGAAACUAAUCCUGAGCCAAUAUUGAUUUAUGUAACCAUUUUAUUCCUUCUUAUUUAUUUGUUUUUUCUAUUAUAAGUUUUAUAAUAUUUUAUAUAUAUUUUAUAUUUAUAUAUAUUCUAUUGCAUUUUUAAUUCUUAUUUAUUUAUUGUUCCACAAAUAUUUUAUUGCACAAUUAUAAAAAUAUAUUUUAUUAUUCUUACUU